Molecule: messenger RNA, 747 nt
Organism: Aegilops tauschii subsp. strangulata
Lineage: Eukaryota; Viridiplantae; Streptophyta; Magnoliopsida; Poales; Poaceae
Source: RefSeq, a predicted model, not a curated record
AUGGCCGCGCCGCCGACACGCCCUACUCUGCCCCCGCAACGCCACCGCGCCCAGUGCACAUUCCGCGCGCGCCCCGCCUUCCCAUCCGCGCCCGCGGCCACCCCGCCGCGUCCUCGCGUCAGCCAUCCGCCCGCUCACCUGCUGGUCCUCCCGCGCCCACGCCUCCACCAUCGGACCACGGGCAUGCCCGCAGCCCUCCCCCACUGCUACACCGCCCGCGCGCGCACGUCCCACCGCCACGCGCCAGCUCCGGACCACGGCCAGCGCGUCGUGCCGCUCCCCUCGCCGCCUGCGCCGCGCUCGUCGCCGUCCCCUGCCCGGCACCACUCCGGCACCAUCUGCCUCGCCCCUACCACCAAGCCUGGUGCUAAGAAGAAAGCUCCUGCCAAAAGAGUCCCAAUGUCAAAACCUCGGAAAACUACAGCUCCACAAGAGACAAUGACAUUCACUCUUGAGAAAUCAGAUGAUGAAGAAGCUUUUGUUGGUAAGAAAAAGAAGAGGACCACUGCCACGGUGCUUGGCAAGCCUUCCAUGAGGGAAGAAGAAGAUGAGGAGGAGGAGGAACGAGUUGCACCUCUAGCCAAAACACAGAAGCUCAUGGAAAAUGCCAUGAAGUCAGCUGCUGCUCCCUCCAAGCCUAAGCCAAAACCCAAAGCUGCUGCACCCAAGAGGUCAACUAGAAACAUUCAGCUGCUAAGAAGAACAAGGCCCCAGUGCCUGAAGUUCAGGAUGGUCAUGAGCCACUAG